Brenthis ino (lesser marbled fritillary) is the source of this 585-nucleotide messenger RNA. Lineage: Eukaryota; Metazoa; Arthropoda; Insecta; Lepidoptera; Nymphalidae. The record is from the annotation of a GenBank genome assembly.
AUGAUUUCGGUGUUUGGUCAAAAAGCACCAUCCUUGGGGACAGUAGAACACUGGCAUCUGCAAUUCAAGCGAGGUGAUUUUGGACUGGACGAUGUUCUUGGCCAGAUACCUAAAUUACAAAGCAAGAUAUGGGUGUUUGAUGUUGAGGAGCAACCAACUAAAUCUCGAAAAUCGAUAUCUGUUUGCAAAAGAAUCAAAUCUGUUAUACUCGCUGGACAGAAAACACAAGUUCAUGGUCCAGUAAAAUCUCAGUUGUUUGAGGUAUUGUCAAAUCGCAGACCAAUCUUGAAAGUGAGUUCGUGUUUCCUGUAUAACAACAACGCACUUGCACAUACAGCUGGCGCUACCACGGCCUAUUUGACGGCGGCGGGCAUCAAGGUACUGGAGCAUCCUUCCUACAACCCUGAUCUUGCUUCCUGUUACUUUGGUUUAUUUCCGUACGACAAAAUUCGCAUGAAACGAGUUUUCAGUAACAGAAGAGCAGCUAAUAAGCGUGUUCGAAGAAGAAUGAGAUUUAAUUCCUUCUUAUUCUUCUCCUUCUUUAAAGUCUUUAAAGUCCUUAAGACAAAAGUGGGAGGACUGGAU